AUGCUAUCAGCACAGAGCUUAAAUGUGGGUAUGAUUCAAGGAAUAAAUGGGGGAAUGAUAAAAUCAGAAACAGGAUAUUGUGGCAGUUCCUCUUACAUGUUUGAUUCAGAUGGAAAUGCCCCAGAAGUGCGUCCAACAAUUUCUGGAUGCAUCAUUGCUUCUUUCACUAGCGUAGAGUCCAACUUACAACCCCUGGCUGAAUCAAUUCUGGUUGCAGACACCAGUUCUUUUGGACUUUUACUCCAGAUUCCUCGAAUUUUCAGUCUCUUGGACUUGACAGAGGACUUUUCUCAGAGUUCUGGUAUGCUCUCUCUCUCUCUCUCUCUCUCUCUCUCUCUCUCUCGUUAUAUUCUGGAGAGUUACCCUCACUCACCUUUCCUGGGAACAGAUUCUGAAAACUUCAUUGAUUCUAAAAAUGUCAAAUAUUGGUAUUUUCUCAAAUGUGUCAACUCAUAG
This is a messenger RNA of Juglans microcarpa x Juglans regia, 456 nucleotides long. RefSeq lists its product as uncharacterized. The coding region runs from base 1 to 456 and encodes 151 amino acids. Lineage: Eukaryota; Viridiplantae; Streptophyta; Magnoliopsida; Fagales; Juglandaceae. The record is from RefSeq and is a predicted model, not a curated record. The transcript is spliced from 2 exons.